Striga asiatica is the source of this 417-nucleotide messenger RNA. The record is from the annotation of a GenBank genome assembly. NCBI's taxonomy places the organism in Eukaryota, Viridiplantae, Streptophyta, Magnoliopsida, Lamiales, Orobanchaceae.
AUGCUGUGGGGCCCAAUCCGGAAUGCCGUCCCCGAAAAGUGGAGGCAACAACUCAACGGGACGAUUCCAUUCCAGAAUAAAUUGAGAGAUCUAAAAACAACCAAAACCCUAGCCGCCAAACCCGUAAAGCGUGCGGCCCUGCCUCUUGAGCGCAUACACCACGUCCAUGGCGGUCACCGUCUUCCGGCGAGCAUGCUCCGUGUAGGUGACGGCGUCACGGAUGACGUUCUCGAGGAAGAUCUUCAAGACGCCACGAGUCUCCUCGUAGAUGAGGCCGCUGAUGCGCUUCACGCCGCCUCGACGGGCAAGCCGCCGUAUCGCCGGCUUGGUGAUGCCCUGGAUGUUAUCGCGAAGCACUUUCCGAUGACGCUUAGCGCCGCCCUUUCCCAAGCCCUUGCCUCCCUUUCCCCUUCCUGA